AUUUAGCGUAUGUCUUAGCUUUCAGAGUGCUGGCACUGUAAGCAUCAAAGGGUGCAGACAGGAGAUUCAUCGUUCCGGUGUGAUUUCUCACGCUAGGUUCGGUACGAGCUAUGCCUCGUGUACCUCGUCGCUGUCCGAACAACGUCGAACAUUUUAUAAGGAAGUUUGGACCAGAGAAAAAGAGAAGCGUCAAUUUUUAGAACAAGAACGCAAUGUCAAUAUCAUUCGAGAGAAUGUCGAAUUUAUAUUAGGCAAAUGUAGAACUAAGAUAAAAAACGGCUGCUCAGAUUCUAUUAUGAUUGCGUAUACUGAAGUUGUCCAUCAUCUGGAACGGUUAGAUUUGUCGUCAAUUAGACCAGAAGUUCCUAUAGCAUCUGGUGUUAUCGAUCUUUCGGGUAGUAAAGAUUUAUUUACAAAUUUAUCAUUGAGGACAAAGCAGAUUUUGACGCAUCAUACAUUCCAUAAUGAGGGAAUUCCAGAGCAAAUAAAUAUGAUGAUAGAUGAUUUCGUAAGGACAUAUAAAGAUCUGGGACCUGAUUUUGAUCCGGUAUUUAUGCGACCAUUUGCUUUCCCACAAGGAGAAAUACCUGUUGAAUCCAAACGUAUACUGAUGACGGUCUUUGACUUAUUAGAAGGAUUGCGUCGUAUUUGGAGUUGUAGACCGUUGUUGACGGAAGAUGAAUAUAGCGAGAAUGCUUAUGUGAUUCAUGCAGUAUCAAAGGUUUUGGAUCCAAUCUUCACAUAUUCAAAAUGGCCACUCAAGCGUGCAUGGUCCGAGCAGAUGAGUAAAUCAUCACAAUCUAGGAUGGAGCGGAUGGAAGCUACGAAUUCAGGAAAGAAGCCAGAUUUGCAAGUUUUGCUAAAGCUUGAUAUGGCAGAAAGUGAACUUGUACUUGCUGAAUUUUCACGAUUACUCCCACAAUUAGACAAAGAAAUCAUCGACUGGAAAAAGGUGGUACGUAUUUGCAAAGAUUGUUUCGAUGAGCGGUAUAAUAUUUUCUUUAAUGGAAGGGACGACACCAGCGAUACAGCUAGAUCGAUAAACACCAAGUUAGGGAAGGUACCUAUUUUAGGUAUCCAAUUGGUUAUACCAUUACGCAUUUCUUCUCGUCAGACUGUGGAAGAAUUUUUAAAAAACGCUCUUGAAAUGAGGUCCGUAGUGGAAAAAAUUAUCGCAAUGACCGUGGAUAUAAAAGACGAAAUUAAUCUUUUGCGGGAAAUCGAAGAUCGAACCCCGUCAUCAUCAAUGAUGUCGACUACAUAUUCACCACCAAGAAAUUAUUAG
This is a messenger RNA of Funneliformis caledonium, 1285 nucleotides long. The record is from the annotation of a GenBank genome assembly. Lineage: Eukaryota; Fungi; Glomeromycota; Glomeromycetes; Glomerales; Glomeraceae.